UUGGGACUCGCCUUUGGUCAUACACCAGUGAGUGUUUUCGCCUUCAAGCGCCUAUACUGCACAGAUGGAUUCUUCUUCAGUGGAUGUUUCCGAAGAAAUUAUCGUUCUCCGAGGUUGUGCGAUUCCUAGCCAUCGGCCCUGAGACUCUGAAACUUGCAGACGCGAUCAAGCAGCAUGGGACCACCGACGCCGGUGGACAGAGCUCCGUUGCAUACGGGAUACUGUUCGAUAAGACUGCAAAUACACUCGAGGCUUUAAACGGGACCCUCCGGGCGGCCAAGCGCCAGAAGAAGGUCAUGUUCCAGGGAGAAAUUCUUAUGAUGCCCAAAGAUAAAGAUGUACAAGUCGUUUGGCUCGAAUAGAUACCUGUCAGGCUGUAGGAAUAACUCCAUUGACUGACCUGAACUAUAUGUCCCACAUUAUCUUCCUCUUUCCCUUGUAAUGGCUUCAACAUUCGAAGUGAAGCAGUCCGGAAGAAAGUCGUUUUUGUCGGA
Mycena citricolor is the source of this 494-nucleotide messenger RNA. The record is from the annotation of a GenBank genome assembly. NCBI's taxonomy places the organism in Eukaryota, Fungi, Basidiomycota, Agaricomycetes, Agaricales, Mycenaceae.